Messenger RNA from Podarcis raffonei (Aeolian wall lizard), 1847 nucleotides. RefSeq names its product butyrophilin subfamily 1 member A1-like. Gene Ontology annotation, molecular function: protein binding. The transcript is spliced from 12 exons. The record is from RefSeq and is a predicted model, not a curated record. Lineage: Eukaryota; Metazoa; Chordata; Lepidosauria; Squamata; Lacertidae. The coding region runs from base 140 to 1282 and encodes 380 amino acids.
CCCGCCUCCAGUCAAAGUUCAUACUCUUGUGUGAUUUGUUGUUUCCUGCAAAACUGCAAAUCUCACUUGAAAUCAUUCUUUUCCCUUCAGUCAGGGAGUGAUUAUUUUCAACACCAUUGUGGUUGCUUCAGGAAAAGGCAUGAAAUUGUUAUACUUUCUUUUCUGGAUUGCUGAUACUGUGAAGCUGAUAUUGGGAAAAUGGCUACCCCUUGGAAGUGUGAUGCAGUCUUUAAAAUCUAAAGAGAAGCAGGAAGAUUCCCAGCCGAAAUGCACUGAAAAAAGGGAAGGAAUGAGUCUAGACAUCAUUCCGGCCUAUAUUUUUCAGUUUCCUGACUUCAUAAAAGCAAAAGCAAAAAGUCUUCAAGAAUAUGCACACAACAUGUGGCCUGUCAAAUCUAUAGAACGUUUCCUGAGAAAAUGCUACGGAAAGGCGCAAAAUACAUCUAAAGGCAUUUCCUUCUAUAUUCGUGAAUUUGUGAGGUUGAUAACAGAAUGUCUACAGCUUCUGAAAACCAAAGGCAUUUUUUCAUGCAUUCGUGACUCUGUGAGAUGGACAGUGAAAAGACUCGUGGGUAUAAUCUAUUUUUCAUUGUUUCCUGAUUUAAAGUCAGAAAAUGAUGAAUUAAAGAGAGAAAUAGAACAACUGAAGGCAAAAAUAGAAUUUGCAGAUGUCCAUCUCUACAGAGCUAAUGUGGUCUUGGACCCCAAGACAGCUCACCCAAGACUGAACGUUUCAGAUGGAAAAUGUUUUUGGGACACAGGAAUCAUAUCUAAGGUUCCUAACUAUGAGGAGAGGUUCGACUCCCAUACAUUUGUUCUGGCAAAAGAAUGUUUUUCCAAAGGAAGACAUUACUGGGAAGUGGAAGUUGGCGAGAAAAGAAAGUGGGAUUUAGGGGUUGCCUCUGAAUUUGCUCAUAGAAAAGGGGAGAUCACUCUGUCUCCUCAGAAUGGCUACUGGGUUAUAGGACUCGAAGGUAGAAAAAAUUAUUGGGCUCGGACAGAACAAUGGACCUAUCUUAAAGUGAGUGGGAAGCCAACGAAAAUAGGGAUAUUCCUAAACAUGCCAGCUGGAAGCCUAUGUUUUUAUGAUGUCCACAAUAACAGGAAGUUAUACACAUUUUCUAUUUGUUGUUCUGGGAAGCUGUAUCCCUUCUUCUCUACAGGCUCUGUAGCUGCAGAGCUAGACAGCCAGCCACUGAAGAUUUCCCCAUGGCUUAAAGAAGAUGACAUUGUUGAGGAAGAUAGGAAGAAAGCAAACAUCUCAGAGAUGGCUCAGGAUUAGUGUAAAUCUUUCGUUUAAUGAAAACAGCAGGAGAGAAGUAGAAGCGGUUUUAAAAAACCUAGACCAAAAGCAUCCUUGUUUAAAGGGUUAUAUUAUCACAACUACGGGGGAAAAUUCUAACCAAAAGGAUGCAACUUUUUAAACAUAAAAUUUAGAAUUUUUUGGUGGGAAAAUUCAUUAUGUAAUUACAGAAACAGAAUGGAUUUUCUGUGUACUUUUCUUGUGACCAAUGUAAACAUCUGUCAACCUCUUUACAUAAUAGUUUGUGUUGUAGCAAAUAUGAAUUGAACAUAAUUGAACUUAGCACUCAACUAUUUGUGUAUUAACUGGCUUGAACUUCCCUACAAAAGGAAUAAAGGAGUAUGCAAAAGCUAGUUUUAAUGCUUUUUGUUUUGUUUUAAAAGAUGUGACCAGUGGAACACUUUUGCAACCUGAAGAAUGUGUUUGUAACUUAGAUAAGUGUUUUCUCUAAAAAUAUAUUUUUAAGCCCAUCUGAGGCAAUAUACAUUAAAAAAAAUUACAGGCAAACCAGGCAGACACUGAGGGUAAUCUAUAAUUUACAUUA